AAAUGUCAUAUAAUCAUAUCCUAAUAUCACAAUUCCUCAAAAUAUGCCUACACUCUUAUUAAUGUUUUUUCCCAAAAGUCAACUGUCUAGCCCCUCUGUAUCUAUUUUUUUUAUCAAGCUCAUGCUUAUCUAAUUUAAUUAAAAUAAUGCUUCCUCUCUUUCACUCAGAUUUUUUGCAUAAACUAAAUAUAUCCAUCAAAUAUCUAUACACAUUUCUAAUCUCUCAUCAUACGUCAGUCAACCAAAUAAAUUGUUCUCAAAUUUUAAAAUAAAUAGAUGAAAUCAUUCAUAUAAUUUAAAUUAUUUUACAAAUUCUUGUUUAACAUAUUGUGUUAAUUAUAUUUAAAGAUUAUUUUCAACAAAGAAUCUUUUAGCCAAAAAAAUUUGCAUCUAGAACUUGAAAAAUAUUUUUUGAUUUAUUAAAAAAAGUUGCUUCCAAAAUUAAUACAACAACUUCGUUUGUACAUACAUUUAAAUAUGAGACAAAUGACCCAUAUCAUAUAUGUUUUAUUUUUUUAGAUUUCAUACAUCAAAUCAUAUUUUUUUCAAUAAUUCUAUAUAUACAUCCGGGCAUACAUAUAAAUAAUUUAAACCAAAUUAUUACAUAUAUUUAUUCAAAUUACAUUUUAUAGUAGGAUAAUGCUACGAUUAUUUUUUUGCAUUGAAUAUGUCGUAGCAUACUCUUUAUAAUAAUUUUCUGAACAGGUUCGAGUUUAAAUAAUAAUUAUCAAAUUAAGCAUUACGUGGCGUGCCUAGGACUACUAAAUAACGGAAUUCUCCUUAAUAUUACUCUUUUUUUUUUGUCAAUCGGUAGAAGAAUAUUUACAAAUAUCAAAAGAUUAUAUUAAACUGGACAAUCAGUCCAACAAGAAAAACAAGCCCAACAAUAACAACCAUUACAAGAAAAAGUCCAUAAUAGGAAAUAAAUAACCAAUAGUUGCCUACGACAAGAAUUAACCCUGACCUUUUAGUUGAGAGUGUACAAGAGUGACCCGUAAAUAACUUCUCCAUAUUGUUUUUGUGACAAUGAUGACAGUGAUCAUAUGGUCCAGAGUACAUCUGUACAGCAUCCUAUAUAUACCAACCUAUUGUGGAACAUUUGCUAGAUAAUUAAGGUAGUACUGGUAGUGCCCAACAUGGAAGUAACAGUAAGCUCUAUUGUUACCUCCAUUGCUUUGGUAACUUUCCUAACAUGUGCAUGGAGGGUAGUGAACUGGGUGUGGUUGAGGCCAAAGCAGAAAGAGAGGUGGCUGAGAGAGCAAGGUUUCAAGGGAAAUCCAUACAAACUGUUGUAUGGAGACACCAAAGAGAUGAUAUCAAUGAUGAGGGAAUCAAGAUCCACAUCCAUGGAUUCAUCCUCAGACGAUCUUAUCCCACACGUCCUACGGUUCCACCAUCAUAACAUCAACCUUCAUGGUAAACAUUACUUCCAAUGGCUGGGCCCAACACCACAAGUAAGUAUUGCAGAUCCUAAACUGAUGAAGGAGAUCUUGUUUAACUAUGAAGUCUUUCAAAAAAAAGUGCAAAACCCACUUGCCAAGUUCCUAGUGAGAGGGGUUUUGAUGUGUGAGGGCGAGAAAUGGGCUAAGCACAGAAACAUUCUCAACCCAGCCUUUCAUCUAGAAAAGUUGAAGCACAUGGUACCAGCAAUGUGCUUAAGUUGUUGUGAGAUGAUAAGCAAAUGGGAAGUGCUAGUCUCACAAAAAGAGUCAUGUGAGGUUGAUGUAUGGCCUUAUCUUCAGAAUGUGACAGGCGAUGUGAUUUCUCGAACAGCAUUUGGUAGUAACUAUGACGAAGGAAAAAAAAUAUUCCAACUCCAAACUGAACUAGGUGACCUUAUAAUCCAAUUCGCACGAUCAAUUUACAUUCCAGGGUGGAGGUUUCUACCAACAAAGAAAAACACAAGAAUGAAAACAAUCUAUAAUGAAGUGAGAGCUCUACUAAGCAAUAUUAUCCAAAAAAAAGAGCAGACAUUGAAGGGAAAUGAUGGAGAUAAUGACUUGUUAGGAAUACUAUUGAAGACAAAUUUAAAAGAAAGUCAAGUACAAGGAAACAAGAAGAACAUCAAACUGACAAUGGGAGAGGUAAUCGAGGAGUGCAAGCUAUUCUACCUUGCUGGGCAAGAGACCACCUCAACUUUGCUUGUGUGGACAAUGAUCUUGUUGAGUAAGCAUCAAAAGUGGCAAGCUCUAGCUAGAGAAGAGGUUUUAACAGUAUUUGGGAACAACAAACCAAGCUAUGAAGGGUUAAAUCGACUCAAAAUUAUGACCAUGAUUUUCUACGAGGUUCUUAGGUUAUACCCAGCAGUACCUUUACUUGUUCGAACUGUACACAAGAAGACAAAGGUCGGAAAUUUUGUUCUACCUCCUGGACUGGAACUUUUGUUGUCAGUUAUGUCAAUCCAUCGUGAUUGUGAAACUUGGGGUGAAGAUGUAAUGGAGUUCAAGCCUGAGAGAUUUUCAGAAGGAAUUACAAAGGCAACAAAGACCCCAAGCACAUUCCUUCCUUUUGGUGGGGGUCCCCGUAACUGCAUUGGACAAAACUUUGCAAUGAUAGAAGCAAAAAUAGCCUUGGCAAUGAUUUUACAACGUUUCUCAUUUCAGCUUUCCCCAUCCUAUGUGCACGCUCCUUCCCAUGUUUUUACACUGAAUCCCCAACAUGGUGCUUGCUUGAUAUUACAAAAAAUUUAGGAUUUGAUUGAUCUUUACAAUAAUAAUAUGUAAAAAGAGGAUCUUAAC
Camellia sinensis is the source of this 2738-nucleotide messenger RNA. The record is from RefSeq and is a predicted model, not a curated record. Lineage: Eukaryota; Viridiplantae; Streptophyta; Magnoliopsida; Ericales; Theaceae.